Messenger RNA from Salvelinus sp. IW2-2015, 1820 nucleotides. Its product is annotated as sperm acrosome membrane-associated protein 4-like. Gene Ontology annotation, molecular function: transmembrane receptor protein serine/threonine kinase activity. The record is from RefSeq and is a predicted model, not a curated record. Gene Ontology annotation, biological process: sperm-egg recognition. Lineage: Eukaryota; Metazoa; Chordata; Actinopteri; Salmoniformes; Salmonidae. Gene Ontology annotation, cellular component: membrane.
UGGUGAUGGGAGGGAGGUUAUAAAUAGCGAGUUGGUGAUCAACUUUGUUGUUUGAGCACAUAGCUAACGGUCCAUAGAGGCAAGGAUAGAAACACCUGCGAAACUUAUUUUUUGUUUGUUUCAACGAUGAACCGAAUUAUUCUCAGCAUUUUCGCAGUUGGCCUGUGUUUUUCAGUUGGCCAGGCUCUGCAGUGCUACGAAUGUCAAAUCUGCCUCCUCAAGACCAAAGUCACCUGCAAGGCCGAGGAGCAAUGUUUCAGCGGUGUCGGAAAAGCAGCUAAGGUUUUGGACAUCAAGACAAAAGGCUGCCUGAAAAUGGACAAGUGCAACAUGGUGACUGAUACCAAGAUCCCUUACAUGUCCAACACCACAGUCUACAGCGUAAACAGGACCUGCUGUAGCACGGACCUGUGUAACGCUGCCCCGGGCCUGCCCCGGAUGCGCUUCCUGCACCUGGCCCUCGCCACCACCUUCGUGACCAAAGUCCUGGUGUAAUGGGGGGAAGCCCUCUGGCCUACACGUAUGCAUAUACAGAGGUUGAUACGCAUGUAGGUUGACGGUUCACACACACGCCAACAUUAGCAGUAAUCUGUCCAUGUAUAGAWGUCCUGCAUUAUCUUAUAUAAUUUAGGCCAAGGAGGAAACAUUUGUUAGUGUAUCAUAUACCAUCUAAACUUCAAUUAUUUCUACCCACAUUUUUUUUGUCCUUGAUGCCUCUGUAAAUCUCUCAAUUUYUUUUAUUGCUCACUUGGAAAUGAAGUCAGAUUAGCUUUUUUCCCUGACCCUCAUUCCGUUGCACUUACACACCAGGGAAAACAUUKAAUUAAAUGGAAUGCUCUAGAUUCUAGAAUGCUCAUAUACAAUAGGCAAGUUUAUCAACUUAAUUGAGCAGAUGUUUUCUGGCACUUUAGUAGGAUGAAGCGCUUCAGUCAUUAUACUGUAUAACCAAUGAAUGUGGAUACUGACAGAUUCAUUCAUCAUCAAUAGGGAGCUCCGCUAACAAAGACAAUCUUUACCAUCUUUGGUGUUGGUUAUACCGGCUUGUACAGUAGGUGUUAUGGGUGAUGGACUGCAUGUAUAACCAUUCAGUGUUGUCCCAAUUGCCAUGCUCUAUUAUACAGUAUGUCUUCUGACGCCACAGGCCAUCAGCUUGAAUGAGGCCAACGUAUACAUUUCAAGGGUUAAGUACAUGCCAUUUCAGUCAAUGUUAAUUUCAGAUGAAUGCUAAUUUCAAACAACUAUUUCAAUUUGAUGUUCACUGUUAAUGAGACGAUUUAUCCAGCCACUUGGUGUUGGGGAGCUCCACUGAUCACCCAAAUGAAUAAUGCAAUUGCUCUAUGACCAUGUUUCCCCCAUUCAUGAGCUACAUGAUGARCUAGACCAAAGGAGGGCUAGUUGCUAAACUAGUCUCUCUCCCUAGAAAGGGCAAGCAAUGUGGUUAAUCUUGUUUUGACCGGGAACUGUAUUUUUGGCCACCCUGCCUAUUCCUUUUUGCCUAAAGUAAUGCUUGUAUUUGUAUGGCAAUAUUACAAUAUAGAGAAUUAAAUCAAGCUUUUUAAAUGCUAUAUUUUUAUUAAUAGGAUUAUUUUCUAGGUUAKUUGGACAUUUGUCAAACUUACUUUCUUGUUUGGGAAGAACUGUGUACUAAUUUGAUGUUAGCCAUGUACUAACUGUAAAUGGCUUGACUGAUUGGGUAAAUAUGAAACAUUUUAUUUUUGAAAACCUAUUUUAAACAAUGUGUAUACUGUACGUGAUUGCUGGGUGACUGUGCAAAAUAAAUGAAAUUCAAUAAAUGAUUAAAGCUUCUACAAAAUCCCUUA